AUGGAAAAACCAGAUGUUGUAGAGCCGUCUUCACGAAACAGCUUCCUUUCUGACACCACAGAGAGGUCCGGAAAUAACCAAAAAACACCCGCCAAGGAAGAAUGGGGGAGCAAAGUGGACUUCCUGUUAUCUGUACUCGGAUAUAUCGUUGGUUUCGGCAACAUCUGGAGGUUCCCAUACGUGUGUAUGAAGAAUGGUGGAGGUGCAUUCAUCAUUCCAUACCUGAUUACGAUCUUUCUGCUGGCAGUGCCUAUGUACUUCUUAGAAGCAUCUCUCGGACAAUUCUCCGGAAAAACAAUGCGAAAUGUGUGGUGUUACUGUCCAUUGAUCAAAGGGGAGGGCCUGGGACUGCUGUUGAUGAUGAUGGCGUGUGUGUGGUACUAUGUGAUGCUGACCUCCUGGGUAAUAUAUUACCUGUAUCAAUCCUUCUACUCACCUCUUCCAUGGAGCACUUGCGGUAAUGAGUGGAACACGCCCGACUGUUUCAGCUUCACUCAGCCUUUCCUGUCCAUGUAUAACAAUUCACAAGGAAACACGACCACCUCCGUUAACGUUUCCGAUAACCUAACCUCUGUUCACAGUGGUGUUAAUAUGUCUUUACACGUCAUCAAAACAGGUCACAGUUCGGAGGAAGAAUUCUGGCAAUACAAGGUGUUGGACAUAUCCUCUGGUUUUGAUGACAUUGGUUCUGUUCAGGGUCACCUGGCCUUGUGUCUAUUAAUAUCCUGGAUCGUCGUCUACUUUUGUGUCAUCAGGGGUAUAAAAUCCACGGGGAAGGUGGUAUAUGUGACUGCCACGCUUCCAUAUAUUCUCCUCACUGUUAUCCUUGUCCGCAGUCUCACACUACCUGGUGCCAUUGAUGGAAUUAUAUUCUAUGUAAAGCCAGACUUCGCAUCACUGAUGAAUAUACAGGUGUGGCUGGAGGCGGCCAUCCAGGUGUUCUACUCUGUCGCCAUGGGAUGGGGAGUCCUCAUCACACUUUCUAGUUUUAACAAAUUCAACAACAACUGUUACAGAGACGCGUUCCUGGUGACCCUAGCGGGAGAGGGGACAAGUUUAUUUGCUGGUUUUGUCAUCUUUUCUGCACUCGGAUUCAUGGCUCAUAAGGCUAAUUUACCUAUUGAAGACGUGUCAAAGUCUGGUCCUGGUCUUGGCUUUGUGGCUUAUCCUGAAGCUCUGUCACAGAUGCCAUUCCCAAAUUUCUGGGCUGUCCUUUUCUUUCUCGCCAUGUUCACAGUCGGACUGGAUAGUCAGUUUGCGUUUACGGAGACAGUAUGUAUCAUCUUUGAGGAGUCCUUUCCUAUACUACGGAGAAGAAGAACCAUAUUUAGGGCCUGUUUCGCCGUUUGCGGCUUUCUCCUUAGCCUUUUAUUCUGUACACAGAAUGGUGUAUACCUAUUCCAGCUAGUCGACUGGUACUGUGCCGCUUUUUCACCGAUUCUGUUCACACUCAUGGAAUGUCUAACAAUUAGUUGGGUGUAUGGCGCUGAGAGGUUUUCCCGUGAUAUAGAGAUGAUGUUGGGUCGUCCUGUACCCAUAUACAUGCGAUUCUGUUGGUGUGUCCUGUCACCUAUAUUAACCCUGGGUCUGCUGAUCACCAGUUUCCUGUCCUAUGUCCCUCCCACCUACGGGGACUAUGUGUACCCCCACUUCGCCGCCGUGCUGGGCUGGAUGUUUGCUGUAAUGCCUGUCGUUCCAGUAAUCGUUAUUGGGUUGAUGACAAUUAUGAAAUCCCCUGGUGAUACUUUUUAUCAGAAAUUGAAGCACUCCCUGCAACCUUCAUCAGAGUGGGGUCCCGUGUCAACUGACAAACCAUACAGAUCAUUGGAUGACUGGCGAUUGGAGGGUUCGUUUAAGGACAGACUUUUUAUAAACAUGGGAUACAAGAAAGCGCCAUCUUAA
Molecule: messenger RNA, 1902 nt
Organism: Ylistrum balloti
Lineage: Eukaryota; Metazoa; Mollusca; Bivalvia; Pectinida; Pectinidae
Product: sodium- and chloride-dependent glycine transporter 2-like
Exons: 13
Coding region: 1-1902 (633 amino acids)
Biological process (GO): sodium ion transmembrane transport
Cellular component (GO): membrane
Source: RefSeq, a predicted model, not a curated record